Ruditapes philippinarum (Manila clam) is the source of this 2169-nucleotide messenger RNA. RefSeq names its product lachesin-like. Gene Ontology annotation, cellular component: neuron projection membrane. The record is from RefSeq and is a predicted model, not a curated record. The transcript is spliced from 6 exons. Bases 434 to 1366 code for a protein of 310 amino acids. Lineage: Eukaryota; Metazoa; Mollusca; Bivalvia; Venerida; Veneridae. Gene Ontology annotation, biological process: synapse organization.
AUCUCAUUAUUUUCUAAAAUACAUAUAGUACCUGUAUAGAAACUGGCGUCUACAAAGGGCACAGCAAUUCUAAAUAUUUUGGGUGCAUAUUUCAUUGACAUUUCAAUUAACACUGAAAGCAUGAACUAAUACCAUUGGCAAGAUGAAAAUCCAAAAUAUUUUGAUUGCUUUCUUGCAUAUAUGCAGGUAGUUUGUAUCUAAGUGAUUUUCAGCUCACUUAACAUUGAUUGUUUGUAGCUGUUGCGAAGUUUUUAUAUAUAUUUUUGCACGAUAUUAAAGUACAGUCACACCCGAGAUCAACGGGCAUUCAAACGAGAGACUGAACAUGACCUUUAUAGACAAGUGUACUUUAUUUGGAAUUUUCUCUAUUAUAUUUAAUCAAUGAGGUGUUUUCGCAUAAUGUCUUUAUUUACAGACUGGUCUUUAUUUGAUAAUGAUCUUUUAUACAGGUUUGUCUGUAUGUACAUUUAUCGUUAAUUUUGUGGUUAUAUCACAAUUUAUAGAUAUUACAAAGGUGUUUCUGUUAAUUUCAGCAUACGACUUUGACGGUCCCACAUACUUUAUUCCUCAACCCCACAACGUUACAUUUCAUGUAGGGCAAACAGCAACAUUGUUGUGUUCUGUAGAAAACCUUGGGAACAAAACAGUCGUUUGGAGAAAAGCUUCUGAUCCGCAUCCAAUCGCUAUCGGAGAGUUUGUUUACGCCCCAGACGCAAGAUAUAGUGUCAGGAUCUCAAAAGAAAGGCGAGAAUAUAAUCUAGAAAUACACAACAUUAGAAAGAGUGAUUCCGGUGUUUAUCAUUGCCAAGUUAGCACGAAAGAUAAACUGAUAAGACACAUAUUAUUGACGGUGGUUGGACGACCGAGGGAUUCACCAUCACGAGCUGAUCUUAAAGAAGAAUUAGGAGACGAAAGUCCACCCUACAUAAUGCCAGAAAUUGUUUUAUCUGGUAAUGAAUACGUCAAUAGCGGUGACACAAUACGACUGAUAUGCAAUGUGACCGGAAAUACAGAAAUACCUCAGGACGUCGAUUGGUUCAAAGAUGGCGUUUUAUUGCGGCCUUUUAGUUCUUCAAAAAUUAACGUGAAAAAAGAUACGUCAAUAACUCGAAGACAGUUGGACAGUGUUUUAGAAAUACGCAAUGCUAAUUUAGAUGACGAUGGUUUAUAUAUAUGCAGGAAUUCAGAAAAACUUAUAGCAAGUCUGAAAGUGAAUAUCUUAAACGAGGAAAAAUCAAACACAGAUAAAAGAGGAACUGCGGGUGAUGCUAAAAGCGGACAAAUGUGCAACAAACAAUGGUGGACUUUAUUCUUCUCAGUGUUUCUUACUGCGAUCGUCACAAAAUCUUUCAUCUACCUCAGCUGACGGCACUUUAUGAUGUCAUAACUUUAAUGAUGACGUCAUGUGAUUGUUCUACAAUUUGUUCUACAUUCCAAUUAAAUUCAACAUGCGUGUACACAUUGAACGGAUAUCAAAACUGUAUCAAUCAAUACAGGUAGUUGCACCAUUGCCGGCACAGAUAUUCUAUUUAUAUCAUCACAUUUUUCAAAAUGAUUCAUUUUCCAAAUGAUUCAUCUAAUAUAGGUUGUAGUCUAUGUUAAAUUAUAUCAUUCACUCAUAGAUAUUUUGGUCCAUCUAUUGUACAACAUAUUCGAAUCAUGUGGGGUUAUGAAACCGACACUUUUUAAGUAAAUGAAGACAAUUUCGCACUAGCAUUGACAUGUCUUACUAUUAUUUCCACCAGAAUAAAUGCAAAUAACACUAAUUUGUAUAUAGAAAGCGAAAGUACUGUAUGUGUCUGUUUUUGACAAUAGUUAUAAUGUUUUUUAUACAAAUAUAAAUAAAAACUAACAAGUUUCCGCUCACUUGAAUAAUGCAUAUUUAUAUUAACUUAUUUCAAUUUUGCUUGAAAAGUUAUUAUUAAAACUGUUUUAAUCUUUUUUGUGUGUUUAUAGAAUUGUUUUUGAAUGAAGCGAAAUGAAAUAACUGUCAAACCCUUAGACACGUGAUGCAUUGUGUUUUAUAUAAUCAUCACUUACUUUAUAUUGAGGGUCUUUUGAUCGACAAAAAUACAUGUGAGCCGCGUCACGACAAAACCAACAUAGUGCGUUUGCGACCAGCAUGGAUCCAGACCAGCCUGCGCAUCAGGAUCCAUUCUGUUCGCUAUC